Messenger RNA from Volvox carteri f. nagariensis, 6339 nucleotides. RefSeq lists its product as uncharacterized. The coding region runs from base 1 to 6339 and encodes 2112 amino acids. Gene Ontology annotation, molecular function: zinc ion binding; calmodulin binding; sequence-specific DNA binding. The transcript has 28 exons. The record is from RefSeq and is a predicted model, not a curated record. Gene Ontology annotation, cellular component: nucleus. Gene Ontology annotation, biological process: regulation of salicylic acid biosynthetic process. Lineage: Eukaryota; Viridiplantae; Chlorophyta; Chlorophyceae; Chlamydomonadales; Volvocaceae.
AUGGACAAUGAAUUGAAGAACCUUAUCGAGCCACUCACGCGCAAACCCCACACAGCCAUUGAACUCUGGGGAGGUCCAAUGCGGCUACGCCCCGCAACGGAGUAUGUUGCCACUCGCCUGCGGUCCUUUGCUCGCCGUUUCGCCGGACAGCAUGCACCCCACUUGUCCGAGGCCCAGGUCCAGCAGGCCGUGUACGUGGACCUACUGGAGCAACCUCCACUGCCGCAAAUUGACAAGCUGCUGAAGCAGCACGCCGCCGUCGGUGGCGGAAGUGGCGGCGUGUGCAGCGGCGGCGGCUCCGCCGCCGCCGACGGCACAGGGACAAUGGUGGCGGAGGCAGCGGAGGCGGCUCCGCCGCCGCCGCCGCGGCCGGUCGUCCAUCCCGGUGCAGCUUUAGCAGUAGCAGCGGCGGCCGCCGCCGCGCUGGCGGGUAUGGUUGACGGCGGCAUGCAGGGAGGCGGCAGAGGCGGUGGCGGAACCGCCGCUGCCGCCACCCUGGGUGCAAUGUCGGCGCGGUCUCAGUCGAGGCCACCGCUGCCGUCGCACUCGCCGUCGCCAUCAUUUACGGCACAGACACUGGGCCUGGUUGACGGUACGGGUGCGGUGGGCACGCAGGGCCGGCCGUCGACGCCAACGGUCUCAACCAAGGCGGCGGCGGCCGCAGUAGCGUCGCAGCCGCUGCCGCUGCCAGCACCGCCGCCGGAGCAGCCUCAGGCGGCCAGCAGCUCCGCGACCUGGGAUGUGGGCGCUGCGGCGGCAAGGCCCCUGUGCUUGGUGUUCCGACACGAAUGCUCUGCACUGGGUUGCCGCGACCCGCAGUGCAUGCUGUGUCAGUACAACCCCCUGCGGCUGUGCGAGCGGAACUUCGGCAAGAAGUACCUGGUGGGGGACUUGUUGAGAGCCAAGUGCGGCGCCACCAUUCGAGUGGAGCUACGGAGGACAGGGGGCGCAGCUGGAGGUGCAGGAGGCGCCGCUGGAGGAGGAGGCGGUGGCGGCGGCCCUGGCAACGACUCCGCCGCAGCUGCUGGGCCAGGCGGAGGGUGGGGGGGAGGAGGUGGUGGAUGUGGGUCGGCGGUGGGUCGGGCUCCGGGUUCGUUGAUAGAGGAGGAGGAGCUCAACAAUGUCAUGUUGGAGGACGAGCCGCUACUGCAGUACAAGGCAGCGGGUGUAGCGGCAGCCGCUGCGUCCCGAAGGAUCCUAAUCAAGCCCGAGCGGGGUGUGGCCGCACUGCCCGACCUCACCGUCACGGACAGCAGCGAGGCGCUGUUGACGGGACGUAAGCCGCCUUUCAGACUGAUGGUGUCGGCGGUAUCGGCGGACGAUACGGCGGUGCCCAUGCCGGCGUACGGGUAUGCCGUGUCGGAGGAUUUUGUGGUGGCCACUCGCCGCGUCAAGCAGGCCAACAAGGCCGACAUCCCCCUGCUGGACGACCACGUCAGCAAGAUAGAGCACAUCGGCAGGGAGACGGUCAAGAAGCUGGCGGACCUGAGAGCGGCGGCGGCGGAGCUGGGGGUCAAUCUGCGGCUGCCGGAGGGGGUGUCCGCGAGUGUGAGCAGCGUGGGGCAGUUUCUGGCGCUGGCGGAGGGGGCGGAGAAGGACGGACAGCUCAAGAAAGUGCUUCAAAUGAUUCUCAAGCUGUCCAAGGAAAAGUGGGACGAGGCGGCCGCCCACGCAGCCCAGGCCGUACUGUCCGACUUCCGCCGGCGGGUUUGGUACCCCUCGGGGAGCCCCAUCACUCCCCCGCUAAGUGUGGGACUGGUGUUCGGGUGCAAGUACGGCGCUGUACUGCUCAAAGAACCUGUAUCCUUGGUCCACAAUGUCGUGGGCGGCGGUGUCCGCGUCAGCCCCGAAGACGAGUUGGACCCACCAUUCCUCAACGUGCUCCGGCAGAUGAAGCAGCAGGCCGCAGCAUCCUGGUGGGCCCCGGGCCACCCGGGAUGGGGAAUAUUCAAGGACACCGUACACUUACCCGCUGCGACGGUGGCGGCGGUGGCUUGCGGCGCCGCCGACCCACGGCUACGAGGCUCCACUCUGCCCACCGGCGUUCUUGUCCAGGCGCCUGUGCUCGGAAUUGGAGGAGCGGUUCCGGUUCCGGAGCAACAGCAGCAGUCACAGCUGGGCCAGCGGCGGAGCAGUGGCACAUGCGCGCUGGCACCGGCGGUAGGGGGGGGGGCAGCUUCGUUGCCGGCCCUGCAACAGCAGCAGCAGCUGACCGGCUUGACGGCGGUGCUGAUGGCAGCAAGCGGCGGCGGUGGCGGCGGCGGCGGCGGCCGGCAGGGCUGCGCAAUCGCGGCGCCAGGCCAGACAGCCAACGCCGCCUCCGGCACCAACACAUCAUCAUCGGCGGCGGCAGCAGCCACCGCUGCGGGCUCGCUGCUGCAGCAGCUUAUUGCAGCGCGUUGUCAGCUGCAGACGGCGGCGCAGCCGCCUCAACAACCCCCACUUCCAACGCCGCCGCCGUCGCAGCAGCAGCAGGCCCAACAGCUGCCAAGCAUAGGUUCGGGGCGGGGUCCGGAUCCUGCUGCAACGGGGAAUCAAGUCCUUUCUGGCCUGGGGGCACAUUUGCAGGCCUUGCUAGGCCGCUCGGAAAAUGCCGCCCAAGCACAGGCACAGCCGCUCCAUCACCCCAGGCCGCCCGAACAUGCCACUAGCAACGGCGUCAGCGGGGGCGGCGCCGGCAGCGGCAGCGCUCCGCUUCCACAGCUGCUCGCCACGAUUACUUCUGUCCCCUCCCUUUCCUCCUGCUUGGCGUCGGCGCCGCACGGCAGCAGUGGCGGACAACCGACCCGUGGGUCAUUCGGCAUCGCGUCGCUGCUGCCGACCUUCAGCUUCGGCCCGGACGGCCGCAUCAUGAAUGUACAGUCAAGGGAAGCUGCAACAAACGGCAGCGCACCAGACCUGACGAAGCUUUCUGCCAGCGGUGCUGGCGGCGGCGGUGCCACCGGUGCAGCUGCCACGGCGGCGGCGACGUUCGAUGGGCGUUGCACGCCGACGCGCAGCGGCGCAGCGGCAGCUGCGGCGCGCGCUGCGCUGGCGGCGCCAGCGGCGGCGGAGAUCGUUGCUGCUUGCCAGUACGACGAAAAUGCUGUAGAGUACGGGAAAGGAGCGGGCUCCCAGGAGCAACAGCGGGGCCACAUGGCGGGGAGGGUUUCGGAGCAGGAGCCGAAAGCGGAGGAGGUAGAGAUAGCGCAGUCGGUAACCAUGUUCCCUUUCCUCGGCUUAGAGGUCGCCCUAGUGGCAAUGUUCGCGGGCAUCGUUAUGAUGCCAGCUAAACGUAGAGUUGGUGACCAAGUGGUAGAGCUACAGAAGGUGCAUGCAGACUUGCACGCGCAGUUGACCGCAAUCGAACAAGCCGAUGACUACCAGAAGGCCGCCUCCUUGCUGGCCUCUGACCCUCUAGCACGUUUAAACAAGAAGAAAUUUUCUACCGCGAUGGGCCACGCCUGGGAUACCUGCGUCUCCUUGAAGAGUCAAAUGGCGAGUGUCAGCGCGCACAUUGCUCAACUGGAGAUGACCAUGGAGCAGCCAGCUAUGAAGGUUCUCGUCUCCGAUAAGUCUGGUCGCGUCAUGGAGCGCCCAUUUAAGGACCUGGACUACGUCAACGAUGGCUGGGUCAACAAGUCGGGCAAGGAGCACAAGGCGCUCAAGCGGGAGAACCGGGAGCUGAACCAAAUUUAUCAUGCCCUUCAGAAGGUCAACCGCAACCUGGAGGACGAACGCGAGGCGCGCCGCGACGAGGCCCCACCGGAGCAGAUUGAGGAGUUGGAGAAGGCAACUAACGACGCCAUCACCGAGGGUGAGAACUUGCUCACGGACCUGAACACGCGGCUGCGUAAGGCUAUGUUGGUGGGUUGGGAAACCGUUGAGUCGUUGGACCUCCCUGACUGCUGCAAGUCCGAGGAGGAGCGUAGCAAGCUGUUGUCCGCGCACAAGCGUGUUGUUGCUGAGAAGGAGUGUGAGCGCAGGGGUAACAAGCCCUCGGCGCAGAAGCCGUUCGGUGCGGGUUUCCGUCAGCGCCAGUUCGUGGCGCCCUCGCCCGGCUUCGGCCAGGCCCAGGUCGGGUUCGGGUCCGUGCAGGGCGCAAUGCUACCGCACCAGGCGCUGCCCUUCGCACCGGGGCUGCAGUUUGGGGGCAUGGCCCCGAUGAGUCAGGGUGGCGGCAAGCCGCCGUGGGCCCCGAAGCCGACGGAUCAGUGCCAUAGGUGCAAGCAGUUUGGACACUUUGCGAACAUGUGCUCGAAUCCACCCGCGCCACGCUCGUGGACCAAGCAGUGGGUGCAGCAGGGGUUUCCGUUGUGGUGGAAACAGGCCGGCGUCACACCGCCGCCGAGGGUCAUGCGAAAUCACCAAGGGGCGCUGGAGCAGCGGGCCUUUGUUACCGAAUCCGUCUCAGCACUUCUGGCAGCAGGAGCUGUGCGGCAGGUGGCGGGUGUGGGCGACGCCUUUGCCGCGUCCUUCUGGGAGCGAGCGGGGAGGCUGGUCGCGCCAAACCAUCUCGGGCUACUGGCGGAGAGUCAAGCGUUUGCCGCGUCAUCACGGGCGGCCUCCACGAAGAAGGUGUACGCGUAUCCGUGGGAAGGUUUUAAGUCGUGGUGCCGUGCGGGCGGCUACUGCUACCUACCGGCAAGCCCGGUCGUGGUGGGGAUGCACUUAACAUCGGUGGCUAAAACGGCAUCAAGUUACGCGACCGUUAAGCUGGCGAGUGCUGCGAUUUUCAUGCAGCAUGACUUGGCGUGUGAGGGGGCGAACCCGACGAAGCAUCCCUUUUGCAAGGCUGUGCGCGCGGCGGCGAAACGCUCGCUCGGGACGGCUGUGCUGAAUCGUACCCAAGCUCGACUCACGUCUAUAAGCGGUACCCAAGCUCGACUCACGUCUAUAAGCGAUCCCCAAAAAUUCCACACUCGCUCCUUUCUCAACGAGGACACGGACAGACAACAAGCGGUGCUUGAAUCCCGGGACAUGGAAUACUCCGGUAAAUUCCAAAACCUCGUCCUGAUCACUAAGUACGCGCAGAUCCCCAAAACCAACUACACGAAGUCGCCUACCGUCCGCGAUCUCAACGAACAUGUCACCGUCGAUCUUCUGACGAGCCAGGUUCCGAAAGCUCAGAUGACUGAGCCGGCAGUGCCAAAGUCCUCGUUCGGAGCUUCCGUAGAUCCCCAAAAAUUCCACACUCGCUCCUUUCUCAACGAGGACACGGACAGACAACAAGCGGUGCUUGAAUCCCGGGACAUGGAAUACUCCGGUAAAUUCCAAAACCUCGUCCUGAUCACUAAGUACGCGCAGAUCCCCAAAACCAACUACACGAAGUCGCCUACCGUCCGCGAUCUCAACGAACAUGUCACCGUCGAUCUUCUGCUGCAAAGCGCGCCCGCGAGCCUGCAACGGUACUGGAGAAAAGAAAGCGCGCCCUUCCUGGUCACCAUUCACUGCAUGGCGCACCGGACGGACCUCGCAGCGGAAGUGCUCAACGUGGCAGCCAUCAUUGAGCGCAUAGUCCAGCUGCUCACCAACGUGCACAGCCACUUCUCGCGCAGCUCGAAGCGCAUAACUGCGCUCAAGCGGGUGGCGUCAGAGGCUGGCACUCGCGGCAACCGCAUGCUGAAGAACGUGGAGCCAAGGUGGAUCAGCAUCUAUCGGCCGCUAUGCCGUGUGCUCGAUGAGAGCGCUGCGCUGACGGCUUAUUUCGACCCGGAGCUGGCAUUGUUAUCGGCGGCACUGGCGAUGCGGGGAGUAGCGGCAAUGGUGACGGCGGUGGCCAUGGCGCGGAGAGAAGUUGUGGUCGAGAUGGAGGUGGACAUAGUGCAGCGUGCAAUGAAUAAUCCAACCUUGCAGCCCAGUUCACCUGCAAUCCUCAUGAACACACAGUCCGCAAGCCAGAAGCCUGUUAGCCGCCAAUGCUGGCAUGUCGACCUCAACCGGGGCAUUGACAAGCACCCCGCCCUGCGCAUGCACUGGUAUGUCACUGAGAAGAAACAGAAGAAUGAAACCAUGCAGAUUGCUCUGUUUGGGAGGGCAAAGGACGGCAAGGGAAUGCAAGGGAGGGCAAGGGAGGGCAAGGGAGGGCAAGGGAGGGCAAGGGAGGGCAAGGGAGGGCAAGGGAGGGCAAGGGAGGGCAAGGGAGGGCAAGGGAGGGCAGAGGAGGAAAGAGGAGAGCAAGAGACGGCAGAGGAGGGAAGUGGAGAGCAAGGGGCGGCAGAGGAGGGCAUGAGAGGCCAAGGGAGGGCAAGCCGCUUGUCAUGCAUUUGUGCCGCACUUAGCGGACCGCCGCAGCGGCUUUUCUACAAGCGCCCCGCCUUCCGCGGUCGCUGUCUAUAUGCUCCUAAAUCAACGCCUUAA